GAGCUGGAGUUUGUGCAGAUUGUGGUCAUCGUGGUGGUGAUGAUGGUGAUGGUGGUGGUGAUCACCUGCCUGCUGAGCCACUACAAGCUGUCAGCGCGCUCCUUUAUCAGCCGGCACAGCCAGGGCAGGAGGAGAGAUGAUGGGCUGUCCUCGGAAGGAUGCCUCUGGCCCUCAGAGAGCACUGUGUCCGGCAGUGGGCUACCAGAGCCUCAGGUCUAUGCCCCACCUCGGCCCACCGACCGCCUGACCGUGCCCCCCUUCACCCAGCGAAGCCGUUUCCACCGCUUCCAGCCCACCUACCCUUACCUGCAGCACGAGAUCGCCCUGCCACCCACCAUCUCCCUGUCUGAUGGGGAGGAGCCCCCACCCUACCAGGGCCCCUGCACCCUCCAGCUGCGAAACCCUGAGCAACAGCUGGAGCUAAACCGCGAGUCUGUGCGCGCACCCCCCAACCGGACCAUCUUCGACAGCGACCUCAUGGACAGCACCAUGCUGGGUGGCCCCUGCCCCCCUAGCAGUAACUCGGGCAUCAGUGCAACCUGCUACGGCAGCAGUGGCCGCAUGGAGGGGCCGCCUCCCACCUACAGCGAGGUCAUCGGGCACUACCCCGGCUCCUCCUUCCAGCACCAGCAGAGUAAUGGGCCACCGUCCCUGCUAGAAGGGACCCGUCUCCACCACACACACAUCGCCCCCCUGGAGAACAUGGAGAAGGAGAAACAGAAAGGUCACCCCCUCUAGGAGUGGGGACCGGAGCACCUAUAGGCAACACAGCAAAAAAAAAAAAAAAAACAAAAAAAAAUAAAAAACACUCCGCACUUCCUAAGAGAGAAGAGAGGGGGACAGGGGACACAUAGGCCAUGCAACGUGUGCCACCUCUCCUCUCCAUGUAUAAAUAUUUACAUGUUCUGUGUGGUUUGAAUGCAGCUCAGAAAGCUUGCCAAAAAAAAAAAAAAAAAAAACACAAUUUCUUUGUUGAGCCGU
Molecule: messenger RNA, 981 nt
Organism: Nannospalax galili (Upper Galilee mountains blind mole rat)
Lineage: Eukaryota; Metazoa; Chordata; Mammalia; Rodentia; Spalacidae
Gene: Pmepa1
Product: prostate transmembrane protein, androgen induced 1
Exons: 3
Coding region: 40-738 (232 amino acids)
Biological process (GO): negative regulation of transforming growth factor beta receptor signaling pathway
Cellular component (GO): Golgi membrane; early endosome membrane
Molecular function (GO): R-SMAD binding
Source: RefSeq, a predicted model, not a curated record